UUCCACCUGCAUACGUCAUCAGCCUCGGUCGGAAUUGGCGGGUCGCAAAAUCUUUUGUCUGACCGAGUAACGAGUGUAUUUCUGCAAAAACCUUUUCUUAAAAGCAUUUCAAACGCAUCGAGGUGCUUUCAAAAAAAUAAACAAAUCAUAAAUUAGCACUCGUUUGGGGGUGUUGCCGCGCCGAUAUUUUAUUCAUCCGAAGCUCUUUUGACGUUGACAAGGAACCAGAAGGUUCCGCAGACUCUUCCCCGACGAUUAUGAGCCAGCCAACAGACAACACUAGUGAUGCUGCCGGUGUCACCUCAGAACCUGCACCGGCAACUGCCAAACUGGCAUCCACCGGAGGAAAGAAACAGACCAAGAAGAAGGUGGAAGAGGUGUUAGAAGAGGAAGAGGAAGAAUAUGUGGUGGAGAAAGUUCUGGACCGGCGGGUGGUGAAGGGCCGAGUCGAGUACCUGCUCAAGUGGAAGGGCUUCACAGAGUGCGUGAGGGCAAUAAACAUUGAGGACAACACAUGGGAGCCUGAAGAUAACCUCGACUGUCCAGACCUGAUUGCAGAGUUCCUGCAAUCACAGAAGAAGGCCUUGGAUGAGAAAAAAGAUGUGGGUGUCAAGAGGAAAGUGGGAGAGUCAGAUAAUGAGACAGGCAGUGAAGACAGGCCUAAGAAGAGGAAAGAUGAGGAGAAACCACGAGGCUUUGCUCGGGGAUUGGAUCCUGAACGCAUCAUCGGAGCCACAGAUUCCAGCGGAGAACUGAUGUUCCUCAUGAAGUGGAAAAAUUCAGAUGAGGCAGAUCUUGUGCCAGCAAAGGAAGCGAACGUGAAGUGCCCGCAAGUAGUUAUUUCAUUCUAUGAGGAACGACUAACGUGGCACUCGUACCCCAACGAGGAAGAGGAGAAGAAAGAUGACAAAAACUAAACAAGAGGCAGAAAUGAGCAGCAUGGUGGUUAUUGACAGAGUGGUAGAUAAUUGGUUUGCUUUUUCGUUUUGUUUUUUGUUUUGUUUUUUAAUAAACUUUUAAACUUUUGCCAUAAA
Hemibagrus wyckioides is the source of this 1034-nucleotide messenger RNA. RefSeq names its product chromobox homolog 1a (HP1 beta homolog Drosophila) (gene cbx1a). Gene Ontology annotation, cellular component: pericentric heterochromatin; nucleus. Gene Ontology annotation, biological process: chromatin organization; negative regulation of transcription by RNA polymerase II. Gene Ontology annotation, molecular function: chromatin binding. NCBI's taxonomy places the organism in Eukaryota, Metazoa, Chordata, Actinopteri, Siluriformes, Bagridae. The record is from RefSeq and is a predicted model, not a curated record. The transcript has 6 exons. The coding region runs from base 258 to 917 and encodes 219 amino acids.